AAUGCACAAUGCGUUCAGCAUUGGACCUUUCCGAACAGACCCGGUUCGUUCGAAAGGUUAGGCUCUCUCGAUCUCGCUCUGGCUCUUCCAAAUGUCGCAGGUUCCACCCGUCGGUGUCGCCGCUCGAGUUUUGCAGCACGGUUCACGCUCAGAUUGGAAGUUGGAGCCGGCGGUAGGUGUUCCAACUGGUUGAAGUGAUCUGAGAUGAAAAAUAGCAGCAUGGAUUCUGAUAGAUCAGGGUUACUGUACUGAUGUCUCCAUUCGAAUUGGUUGAUUGGUUAGGGGAAGUCUAUCAGGGUCGCCGUCGCUUGUGGGUGAGUGUGUGUGAAAGAUAAGAGUUCUCUAGCGCUGCUGCGAAGGAAAUGAAGACCAAGAAAAGACGAGAUCGACCUUCGGCCCAACGACAGAUAGAGAGGGAGUGACCAGAGGACCAAUCUUCAUUCACUGCAAAAUCAUGCUCCAAAAUUCAAAAUCGGGAUGGAAUCCAGAAAAAAGAAACCCUUGACCAAUAGGAAAAAUCAGCCGAUUUCACCAGAGAACGGGGUACGGCGGCCAGUUCUUUAGUAUAUGAUUGAUCAGAAUGGAGAUGCCAAUUAGAAAAAGUGGAGAGACAGUGCCUUCUCAAAAUGGGAGUCUGACAGUGAGAAUCGAGAGAUUCAGUUGGUUUCCAAGUUGAAGUUUUUUUACGAUGAGAGCCCCCAGUUUACUUCCAAAGCAUGUAGCCGCUGUCGUGAAAUACCAGAAGGAUCCCAUUAGGGCCUUGGAAAUGUUUAAUUCAGCUUCUAAGGAAGAGGGCUUCAAGCAUACGCUGCUUACAUACAAGUGCAUGAUGGAAAAACUGGGUUCUACUGGUGAGUUUGAAGCCAUGGAGCAGCUUCUCUCAGACAUGAGGAUGAAUGUUCCAUGUACCGACGGUUCACAUGAGUAUGUUUAUGUUGGCGUCAUUAGAAACUAUGGAAGGCGAGGAAAGCUCCAAGAGGCUGUUAAUGUAUUUGAGAGGAUGGAUUUUUUUGGAUGCGAACCACAGGUCAGGUCCUACAACGCGAUAAUGAAUGUUCUCAUCGAACAUCGGUAUUUUGAUCAAGCCCAUAAAGUUUAUCUCAGAAUGCUGGAUAAGGGUAUAAACCCUGAUGUAUAUACUUUUACAAUUAGAAUCAAGGCAUUUUGUAGGACUCAGAGACCCCACGCUGCUCUCAGGCUUCUCAAUAACAUGUUAGAGCAAGGUUGUCAAGUAAAUGCAGUAGCACACUGUACUGUGAUUGGUGGUUUUUAUGCAGAGAAUUACAAGAUAGAAGCCUGCACUUUGUUUGUCGACAUGCUGGAGCAUGGUCUCUGCCCAGAUAUAGCUACUUUUAAUAAGCUGAUACACGCUCUGUGCAAGAAAGGUGAUGUUUGUGAAAGUAGUAGACUACUUAAUAAGGUCCUCAAGAGGGGCGUGUUUCCUAACGUUUUUACAUACAACAUACUAAUGCAGGGCCUUUGCAAACAAGGUAAUAUAGCAGAGGCUAGCAGUUUACUUGACAACAUGAUUGCAAAUGGACUGAAACCUGACGCUAUUACGUACAACACGAUUAUUCUUGGCUUAUGCAAAUCCCAGAAGGUUGAGGACGCGGAGAAUUAUCUGCACAAGAUGUUGAAGGAAGGAUGCAAUCCUGAUGAUUUUUCAUAUAAUACUGUUAUUGAUGGUUAUUGCAAGAUGGGUAUGUCUCAAAGUGCUUUUAAGCUUCUUAAAGAUGCAAUUUUCAAAGGCUUUGUUCCUGAUAGGAUAACAUACUGUUCUCUGAUUAAUGGCUUAUGCAAUGAAGGUGAUCUAGUUUGGGCAAUCGACAUAUUCAAGGAGGCAGCUGGUAAAGGUUUGAAAUCUGAUGCAGUUGUCUACAAUGCAAUUGUAAAAGGUUUAUGUCAACAAGGAUUUGUACUGGAGGCAGCUCAGAUGAUAAACAAGAUGUUAGAGAAUGGUUGCGUUCCUAACAUCUGCACCUAUAAUAUAAUCAUAAGUGCAUUGUGCAGAAGUGGGGAUGUUAACCAGGGUAACUGGCUUAUGAAUGAAGCUAUACUUAGAGGCUGUCUUCCUGAUAUUUUUACAUUCAAUACUUUGGUAGAUGGAUACUGCAAAAGGAGGGAGUUGGACAAAGCUCUGGAGGUGGUUGACAGAAUGCGGAAUCACAAUAUUACUCCUGACACAAUCACAUAUAACUGCAUUCUUAAUGGACUCUGCAAGGCUGGGAGAUCUGACGAUGUUAUGGAAAUAUUCAAAGAAAUGAUAACGAGAGACUGUGCUGCUAAUGUUAUCACGUAUAACAUUUUGAUUGAGUGUCUUUGUAAAGGAUCGAAAAUAAAUGAAGCUUGUGAGCUAAUUGAGAAAAUGGUACAUAAUGGUUUAAAACCUGACGCUGUUAGUUACAGCACACUAAUCCAUGGACACUGCAAGAAUGGUGACCUUGAGAGUGCCUAUAAACUUGUCAAGGAAAUGGAGUCAAGUGUUUCUCCUACCACUUCUGUAUAUAAUAUAAUGAUCCAUGCAUAUUCUGAAAAGUUAAUGGUGCAGAAAGCAGAGAAGAUUUUUAAUAAGAUGGCUGACAAGGGGUGCUCCCCAGAUAAGUUCAGUUACCGAGUCUUGGUUGAUGGGUUCUGUACGAUCGGUGAGAUUGAUAAAGCUCACGGUUUCCUUGUGAAGAUGGUGAUUGAUGGUUUUAUCCCAAGUUUGACCACAUGUGGUCAUGUCAUCAAUUGUCUCUGCAUGAAUCGACAAGUUAAUGAAGCUGUUCGCGUCAUUCAUCUUAUGGUUGGCAAGGGCUUAGUUCCUGAUGUCGUGAAUACAAUUUUUAAAGCUGACAAAAAGGAGGUUGCAGCUCCGAAGAUACUUGUGGAAGAAUUAUUAAAGAAGGGUCAUAUAACUUAUAGUGCCUAUGAGCUUCUUUAUGAUGGUGUUAGAAACAGGAAACAAGUUAAAGCAAAAUCUCGUCCAAGGAUGGGGUAGACUCUACCGUAUUACUUUAUGUGUAAAUGAUUGAUGUUCUUUUGGAUUUUGAUCAGAACUGCGACUAAGGUAACACCACUGCCUGAUAGUGUUUGCCAUUCUCAUGUUUGCCAUUCUCAAUGAUUAUGGUUCUGUUUGCAACUACUCCUAGACCUAUCUGAUAUUUGAUAUAUGUUCUGAACGGGUAAAGAGGCAGUAUCACAAAUCACAAAUGAUAUUUUGACUUUUAAAUUUCCACGGACAGCCUACAGUUCAUGGUCCUACUUCCUAGGCGUAUUCACUUGUUUACCCUACGUUGUAAAGUUGUGCAUCACAGGGGCGUUAACAAUUUCUAAACUACUGCGAUGCCGGCUGCAUCUACAUACUCUAGCUGAUUCUUAGUAAGCCAUCAAAAUGACGUCUUUCACCAGAAACCAUUGAAAGCAUCAAUGUGGACACAGAAACUUUGCUCUUAUGCAGGUUACAAACAGAAUGUGGGCAAAAAUUGAGUUUGAUUGGUAUCAGCGUAAAUAUGCAGGGCCUCUCACGAGAGGAUUACUUUGUUAUUCCCUAGCACUAGGAACUGGACCUUCAACAGUGAGACAACACAAUGGCUUAUGAGCGCUUUGCAGCCGUCGCGAGCUUGAAGAAUUCAUCUUGUGGGGUGUGAAUGGUCUUGCGCAAGGAGCUUUUACGUGGAUUUCAUCAGUUUGUCAUGCUGCUGGCAGACAACGCUUCGUUAUCCUAGGGUGGCAUGCAUGAAAUGGACGAACUUUUGCUGUCUGGAUUGAAAAUUCGUCAAAACAUUUGGGAUCUCAAGGAUAUAUUGAGACCAAGAACAAAUGAAGAAGGCGGCAAUUACAGAGGGAGAACUGGUGGUUUGCUUUGCGUUUUUCUGAUUUAGUUCAUUGAGAAAGAGUGACUGGAAGAUCAUUAGAUUAGCUCUUGCACAUGUUCUUGUAUUUAUGUAUAAAAGGAAUGAGUUUAUGCCUUGGAGCGUAAA
This is a messenger RNA of Nymphaea colorata (pocket water lily), 3962 nucleotides long. RefSeq names its product putative pentatricopeptide repeat-containing protein At1g74580. NCBI's taxonomy places the organism in Eukaryota, Viridiplantae, Streptophyta, Magnoliopsida, Nymphaeales, Nymphaeaceae. Gene Ontology annotation, molecular function: protein binding. Bases 689 to 2980 code for a protein of 763 amino acids. The record is from RefSeq and is a predicted model, not a curated record. The transcript is spliced from 4 exons.